GACACGUGAGCAGUGCCACGUCAGACACAGUGCCACGUCAGUAGUGCCACGUCAGCAACAUGACAGGCCUGCCAGGCCAACUGGCCAAUGAGCCCAUUGCCGACUACAAAAAGCGCUUCCAGGCUCAGCUCGCUGUAAUCGAGGCUGAGGAACAACGCCAGCUGGCAGUCAAGGCUGCCCAGCUACAGGUUGAAGAAGCGGCAACAGCAGAGAAGCUGCGGCUACAGGCCGAAGCAGACGCAGAGGCCCAGGCUCGCUGCAAGGAAGCCCUGGAUCUGCUGCAGCGGCAUGAAGCCAACAGCAUCGAGAGACUCAAGUACUGGCACUUUGAACCAAAUGGUGACGAGGCAACACCGGAAGAACAACAUAAGGAGUUCAUGGCCAAGCUCGUGACCAGGUUGGUUUACGCAUGUAACCACCUACAGUCCGAGCUGGUGAACCUCCAGCGGGCCGUGCGGAACCAUAAGACUCAACACGAGGAUGCCACACGGACACUGGACGCCCGUGUACACGACUUGAAACAAGUACCACCAAGACCAGAUGCUGGGGCUUCCAGCAGUGCAUCCUCUAGCCGCCAACUUGAGGAACGCGUUGACCACGUAGUGACAAUGCUCGACGACAUCAGCACCUUCGCUGCGCCGACCACCAUCAGCAGCCAGUUGCAUACCUUGAAGAUCGAGUUCCAGCAGCUGCAGUCGAUGAACGCGGAUGGCAAUCCGAAGUUGUACAAGAUGCCAACUUUCCAACUGGACAGGUUCGACGACUACACGCAGCAGGAUCCGGUCCUCUGGUGGGAAACAUUCACAACGCAACUCAGGAUUGUGCCCGUCGCCAAGCACGAGUACAUCGGCGCUCUGUUCAUGAACUCAAAGGGCGGAUGCCAGACCUGGUUGACCCACCUGGCAACCUCCCACGACGUCAACGUACCGGACUUGAAGGACAAAAUCACAUGGGAAGAACUGACACGGCUGUGGAAGAAGCGGUUCAUCGUCGACGACGCGCCAACACUCACCAUCAACCGUCUGUUCACCAUGUCACAGGGCAACACCGCAACACGGGAUUGGCUCACGGAGUGGCAGAAGAUUGCGGCAGUGCCCAAUCUGGACUUGCCAUUCAUGCAUUAACCGAGAGUUCUACAACAGGUCCUAUGCUGCAUUGAGCCAGACUCUUGGUGAUCACGAGCAGUACUCAACCU
This is a messenger RNA of Chara braunii, 1195 nucleotides long. Lineage: Eukaryota; Viridiplantae; Streptophyta; Charophyceae; Charales; Characeae. The record is from the annotation of a GenBank genome assembly.